Umbelopsis ramanniana AG is the source of this 1894-nucleotide messenger RNA. RefSeq lists its product as uncharacterized. Lineage: Eukaryota; Fungi; Mucoromycota; Umbelopsidomycetes; Umbelopsidales; Umbelopsidaceae. The record is from RefSeq and is a predicted model, not a curated record. The transcript has 2 exons. Gene Ontology annotation, molecular function: protein binding. The coding region runs from base 322 to 1707 and encodes 461 amino acids.
CCUUUAGUAAAUUGCCCAAUCUAGGGAGGAUCUCAUGACUCGAAUAUUUAUAUCAUCUUUGUGGUGGUACCUCCAUCUCAUUUCGCCUCAAUCACAACCACUUUACAUUGCAGAGAUCGCAGGCCCUUUGAUUACAGCGAAUCAUACAACAUUGAUCUUGUUCAGUUUAACGUCAUUAGUCACUUCACUGUCAUAUACUCAGUUGCCUUCCGUUCCGCCAGUUCGCUUUUACAAAAGCCUCAAACCCUUACAUUCACAUUUUUCUAUGAUAUCGUGUUCGCCACUUAUCACUUUGACUCCAUUGACUUUUCAUCACCUGAGAUGAGUCAACCUCUAUACCUUCCAAAGGAACUACUGGAGCUUGUUUUUGAGGAAUUGGAUAUUUCAGACCUAGUCAGCUGCUCCUACACAAGUUGGUUUUGGAACGACACUGCCAACGUACUCUUGUAUCGUGAGAUAGACGGUCUCCCUCUAUAUAGAGUGAAAAAACUCCUCAGAACACUUGCUCCACCUCGGUUUGAAAAUGACAACGACACAUCAGAGGUAACGACAAGACAAAGGAAGCUUGGAGGCCUCGUAAAAGUGAUCAAAAUGUUUGAGAUAGGAGGAGACGAUGCAAAUGUAUUAUCACAUCCGACAUUCGCAUAUAUAUUGGAAACAGCAAAGUUAGGUUUGCUCACUCCAAACGUACAUACAGCAGAAAUGUACGAAGCGAAACCAUUUAAACGUGACCAACUACCUUCACCACCCUUUCGAUGGGGCCUAUCCGAAUCUAAAUGGCAACAUCUAAAACGGUUGACUAUCAUUUCCUCCGACAUACGUGUUUCUGGGUGCAUUAGGAAGGACUUUUUCGAUAUGCUUCUUCAAUUAGAUCAUCUCGAUAUGCUGGAUGCUAAGAAAUUCUUAAGCUGCGGCUCUCCAUCAGUGCCCAUUACCCCAAAUUUGACAUCGCUCAAGGUCUCAGUUCGCGAUAAGAUCCAAUAUGAUCACGUCAUGAUCAUGCUCCAAAGUUGUCGACGUACAUUACAUGCCGUGGCGAUACAAUGGCUUCCAUACGGCUCUAUCUCACAAUCAUUCAACCUUGAAAAUCUUAUAAAAACACAACUCAAUUUGAAAGCACUUGCUUUGACAUAUGAUAAGAAUUCACGUCUUACCAUCAGCAGUUUUGGGGACCAAAUAGAGGUACUUGAAGUAAUAGGAAAUCGGCGAGGCAAUGAGCAGGUCGAAGAAGAAAUUGGAAAGGCAAUGAUGAAGGCAUCAAAACUCAAGACUCUCAGUCUUGGGACAUGCUCAUACUACACGGAGUAUAUUCCCACAAUCAUUGACCGGAACAAAGCGACUUUACACAGCUUAUAUUUAACUAGUGACGUUGGCGACGAGCUGAUUGACUUAUUGCUUGCGGCCAACGUACGGGCUGAUCAAGUAGCCACGCUUUGCUUCGAAUGUCGCUACCUGGACAACUCAAUGGUACAGAGCCUUGCUGAGAUAUUUCCUAGCGUAAAUUAUCUCGGACUAGCGAGAGGAAAGGCUAAAUCGGAUCGGAAAUGGAUAGCCCCUCAGUCACUCUCUUAUUUUCGAAAGUUAGUAGGUGUAGAUGUAUGGACUUUUCGUGAACUUCUUGAUCCAGAUAGUUAUCAUGGAUCAAAAUACAAAAUUCGGAGGCCAUUGAUGCUUAAGUCGUCACGUUUUGGCGACUAUAGUAUGUAAAAUACGCUAUAUGAUACCACGCACAUCAUGAAGAAUACAAAAUAUUUAAUUUUUAUGAAAAGCUGCUAUUCAAAUCUUUAUUGUCCUUCCUUUGUGGUACUAGCAGCGUCAUAGGUCGCAUACAUCGUCUUGUUUUACCAAUAUUUGCUUGCUUUCGAGAAGGUUAGAAAAAUGGCAAGUUAAAAAA